AUGAGCGACAUUUAUGACGACAAAUCCCCGGUCGUGAUACCAUUCAUAAUCAAGCAUCUCGAGGCGCACAGGUCUCAGCAUCCGAAUGAACCAUUUUUCAUUGGUCUCAAUGGCGUCCAAGGUGCUGGAAAGACCGUUCUUGUCACGUCGCUCAAGUCUACCCUAGCAGACAAGGGCCUCACCACAGCCGUCUUCUCCCUUGACGACCUCUACCUCACUCACUCCGACCAAGAGGCUCUCGCCAAAGCCAAUCCCGACAACCCUCUACUCCAACACCGUGGCCAGCCAUCAACGCACGACAUUCCUCUCGCCCUCUCCAUAUUUGCCUCGCUUAAAGCCAACAAACCCACGCGUAUUGCCAAGUACAACAAAGCUCUGUUCUCCGGCCAGGGCGACCGCCUUCCGCCCUCCGAGUGGGACGAAGUCAACAACCCCGGCGAGCCUACCGUCGACAUUGUCCUCUUCGAAGGCUGGUGCGUCGGCUUCCAGCCUCUCACUUCAUCCGAGCUCCGGUCAAAACACGCCGCCGCUGUUGAGGCGCUCAAUAACCCCACGUCAAAGUAUUGUGGUCGCCUGGGUUACAACACGCUAGAGAGCGUACUCACCAUCAACGACGCCCUCAAACAAUACUCUGAGUUGUGGGCCUACUUCCACACGUUCGUGCAUAUCGAUGCCGCCGACCCGCUCUUCGUAUAUCGGUGGCGCCUGCAGCAGGAAGCGACCACACGCCGAGAAAAGGGGGCCGGCAUGACGGACGAGCAGGUGGAAAAUUUUGUGAACGGCUACUAUCCCGCCUAUGAGCUGUAUACAGAAACGCUGAGGCGAGGCGUCUUUCGGCCAGCACGAGAAGGCGAUCAGUAUCAGACCGGCGGAUGGGAAGGCCGUCAGCUGCGAUUGGUCGUGGAUGAAGGGCGCAAGGUCCACGAGACGAUCCUCAUAUAG
Cyphellophora europaea CBS 101466 is the source of this 942-nucleotide messenger RNA. RefSeq lists its product as uncharacterized. The record is from RefSeq and is a predicted model, not a curated record. The transcript has a single exon. Bases 1 to 942 code for a protein of 313 amino acids. Lineage: Eukaryota; Fungi; Ascomycota; Eurotiomycetes; Chaetothyriales; Cyphellophoraceae. Gene Ontology annotation, cellular component: cytoplasm.